AUGAGGUUGGUCGCAGCUGUUUUGCUUGUGAUCAUGGUAGCCAUUGCUGUGUGUUGCGUUGCAGCUGAUGGGUCACGCCAAAAAGAUGGUGGGGUGGUUCUUCCCCGGAAACUGAUGGGCCGGAAGGGCUGGAAUGAGACGGACUCAGAGCAGCUCCAACGGAAAUUGCACGAAGAGGAUGAUGAUGACGAUGAAGAGGAUGAUGAUCAUGAUGAUGAGGAAGACCAUGAUCAUGAUGAUCAUGAGCAUCAUGAACAUGAACAUGACCAUGACCAUGAUGAACAUGAGCAUGACGACGACCAUGAUGAACACGAUUGUGAUGACAAAGAUGAUGAUAAUCACCAUGAGCAUGAACACGAUCAUGACCAUGACCAUGACCAUGACAGCGACCAUGAGCACGACCAUGACAGCGACCAUGAGCAUGACCAUGAUCACCAUGACCAUGACAGUGACCAUGAUCAUAGCCGUGAGUAUGACCGUGAGUAUUAUCAUGAUCGCACAUACUGGGAAGGUGGAGAUGGUCAUAGACACAAUGGGCAUGGCGAGGGUGAGUUUGAUCGCCAGAGGCCACCAUUGAUGUUCUAUGGGCGUGCGACCAAGGGAUCAAAGCUUGUCCUCUGGGUGCUACUUCUCUUCAUAAGCCUGCCCUGUUGGGUGGCAUUUAUGUCUUAA
This is a messenger RNA of Nelumbo nucifera (sacred lotus), 672 nucleotides long. NCBI's taxonomy places the organism in Eukaryota, Viridiplantae, Streptophyta, Magnoliopsida, Proteales, Nelumbonaceae. The record is from RefSeq and is a predicted model, not a curated record.